This is a messenger RNA of Mesitornis unicolor (brown roatelo), 1277 nucleotides long. It is a transcript of the gene OSGEPL1, whose product is annotated as O-sialoglycoprotein endopeptidase-like 1. The transcript has 7 exons. The record is from RefSeq and is a predicted model, not a curated record. Gene Ontology annotation, biological process: tRNA threonylcarbamoyladenosine modification. Lineage: Eukaryota; Metazoa; Chordata; Aves; Mesitornithiformes; Mesitornithidae. Gene Ontology annotation, cellular component: mitochondrion. Bases 1 to 1248 code for a protein of 415 amino acids.
AUGAACAGCACUGCCAAAAGCCUUUUGAAAUUGGUUAAACACGGCUGCGCUGCGUGGCUGAGAAGCAGCUCCACUCACUCUGGAAGACGGCAUCUUCGGAAACUCGUUCUGGGAAUAGAGACAAGCUGUGACGACACCGGCGCUGCUGUGGUGGACGAUGCUGGCAAUGUUCUGGGAGAAGUGCUGCACUGUCAGAAGGAAGUCCAUCUACAAGCAGGUGGAAUAAUUCCUGUGGUGGCACAGCAGCUUCACAGAGAAAACAUCGAGCAAGUAGUGAAAGAGACGCUCAGUAUCAGUGGGGUUUCUGUACAUGAACUUGCAGCUAUUGCAACGACAGUAAAACCAGGGCUGGCACUAAGCCUGGAAGUGGGCCUGCGACACAGCUUGAGCUUGGUGAGCAGGCACCAGAAGCCGUUCAUCCCCGUCCACCACAUGGAGGCUCACGCGCUGACCGUCAGGCUGACGCACCGCGUGGAGUUUCCCUUCUUGGUUCUUUUACUCUCCGGAGGCCACUGCAUCUUGGCAGUAGCACAAGGAAUUUCAGAUUUCCUUACGCUUGGACAGUCCAUAGAUAUAGCACCGGGUGACAUGCUGGAUAAGGUAGCAAGAAGACUCUCUUUAAGAAAGCACCCAGAGUGCCACAGCAUGGCUGGAGGGCAGGCGAUAGAGCACUUGGCCCGGACUGGAAACCGGCACCACCACACGUUCAGCCUUCCCAUGCAGCAGCAUCGCAACUGUGAUUUUUCUUUUUCUGGCCUUCAGAACCUGGUCAAUAAAGCCAUUAUACAAAAAGAAAAAGAAGAAGGUAUUCAAGAAGGCGAGAUCCUGUCCUGCGCUAAGGAUAUAGCUGCCGCCGUACAGCACGCAGUGGCUGCUCAUAUUAUCCAGAGGACAUACCGAGCCAUGCUGUUCUGCAUAAAAAAUAACAUAUUAUCAUCAAAAACCGCAACAUUGGUUGUAGCAGGAGGAGUUGCAAGUAAUCAGUAUAUCCGAAAAGGUCUGCAGACUUUGGCAGAUGAAAAUGAUUUUGCUUUUCUGUGUCCUCCUCCAAGACUGUGCACUGACAAUGGUGUCAUGAUCGCAUGGAAUGGCGUUGAAAGGUUACGUGCAGGACUUGGUGUUUUACACAGUACUGAAGGCAUCCGCUAUGAACCAAAAGCUCCACUUGGAAUUAACAUUUCAAAAAGGGUUGAAGAAAAUUCCAUCAAGGUGCCAAAACUAAUGAAGAUAGAGUGGUUGGCAUCUUAAAAAGUAACUUCCUGAAGUAAAUGCAACUA